Molecule: messenger RNA, 402 nt
Organism: Caenorhabditis sp. 36 PRJEB53466
Lineage: Eukaryota; Metazoa; Nematoda; Chromadorea; Rhabditida; Rhabditidae
Source: the annotation of a GenBank genome assembly
AUGAGCAGUGCCAUCGCCAAAUUGGACGCCGCCAUGAGAAUGAUGGACGAGGCCCACGAGCAGCUGAAACAACAGCUCGCCGCCCGAUCAACUGGAAAGGAUGCAACGGCGACGGCCCCGUCGCCGCAGAAGACCGUCAUCAAAGGACUCUACAAGCUCAUGUCCUUUGAUGAGAGCGAAGAGGAAGAGGAACUGAAGAGCAUCGACUGGUCCGAACGGACCGAGCAUUCCUCCGUGGAUGUGUCCUUUUGGAAGGAGGAGAUAGUUGAGAAUGGAGGAAUGCCUAGGACGUCGACGCCGAUCAACGGAUUCUCGACGCCUGCCCUCGACUUCACAUUCACGGAUUCCGCUUCGAAGAAGAAGUGUGCUGAUGAUCGGGUACCAUCGUUUAUUCAAAUUUAA